CCGGCCGGACGGGCCCGACUCGCCGCCGCUCGGGGCGGCAGCAGGUGGCCCCGGCGCGCAGAGCGCCCCACCGCGCCCCGGAGCCGCCCGGGCUCGCCUCGCCGCGCGGCAUGGAGGCGGGCGGGGACCGCGAGGAGCUGGCCCACCUGCGCUCGGUCUUCGCCGCGUGCGACGCGAACCGCUCGGGGCGCCUGGAGCGCGAGGAGUUCGGCGCGCUGUGCGCGGAGCUGCGCGUGCGGCCGGCCGACGCCGAGGCCGUGUUCCAGCGCCUGGACGCCGACCGCGACGGCGCCAUCACCUUCCAGGAGUUCGCGCGCGGCUUCCGCGGGGCCCGCCGGGGGGGCCGGCCCCGAGCCGGGGCUCCCCGCCCCCCCGCGGCCGCCCCAGCGUCGGCGGGGCCCGACCCCGAAGAGAGCGGCGAGGCGGGCGAGGGCGAGGACGAGGACGAGCGCGAGGGCGACGGGGACGCGCGGGCGGCCGCCUGGGGUCGGGCGAGCCCCGGCCAGGCCUGGCGGGACUUCCAGGAGCGACUCGGCGACGAGGCCAAAUUCAUCCCCAGAAAAGAACAAGUUAGUACCUUGUAUCUAAACAUCAACCUUGUGGAGCCAAGACUAAUUCAGCCAUAUGAACAUGUUAUCAGGAACUUUAUCCGUGAGAUCAAACUGCAGAGCACAGAAAUGGAAAACCUGGCCAUUGCAGUGAAGAGAGCCCAGGACAAGGCAGCGAUGCAGCUGAGUGAGCUGGAAGAGGAAAUGGAUCAGAGGAUUCAGGCAGUAGAACACAAGACGCGGAAAGACGAAAAACGUAAAGCUGAGGAAGCCCUCAGUGACCUCAGACGUCAGUAUGAAACAGAAGUAGGGGAUCUACAGGUGACAAUAAAGAAACUCAGAAAGCUAGAAGAACAGUCGAAACACAUCAGUCAAAAAGAAGAUGUGGCUGCAUUAAAGAAGCAAAUUUAUGAUUUAUCAAUGGAAAAUCAGAAAGUUAAGAAAGAUCUUUUAGAAGCACAGACAAGCAUAGCCUUUCUUCAGAGUGAAUUAGAUGCUUUGAAAAGUGAUUACGCCGAUCAGAGUCUGAAUUCAGAAAGGGAUCUGGAAAUAAUCCGAGAGUACACAGAAGAUCGAAAUAGUCUUGAGAGGCAAAUUGAAAUACUCCAAACAGCUAACCGGAAGUUGCAUGACAGUAAUGAUGGCCUUAGGACUGCCCUUGAAAACAGUUACAGCAAGUUCAACAGAUCUUUGCGCAUAAAUAAUAUAUCACCAGGGAAUACAAUUUCUAGAAGCAGUCCCAAAUUUAAUGGUCAUUCUCCUCAACCUCUGGGCUAUGACAGGUCAUCCCACUCUUCCUACAUGGAUGAGGACUGUGACUCGUUGGCCCUCUGUGACCCUAUGCAGAGGAUGAAUUGCGAGGUGGACAGCCUCCCUGAGAGCUGCUUUGACAGCGGCUUGUCUACCCUAAGAGACUACAAUGAAUAUGACUCGGAGGUGGAAUACAAACAUCAGAGGGGACUUCGGAGGUCACACGGCACGCAGGAGAGCUUUGGGGGCGAUGCUUCAGACAUAGACGUUCCUGAUAUAAGGGAUGAAGAGACGUUUGGUGCAGAAGGUGUGGCUGCCAUCUUAGACUGGAAGCCCCAUGGGUCCCCUAGUGAGGGCAGCGUGGUCAGUUCUUCAAGAAAGCCCAUCUCGGCUCUGUCACCACAGACAGACAUGGUGGAUGGCAGCCAUAAAUCUUCCAGCUCACAGAAGGCUUACAAGAUUGUACUUGCUGGGGAUGCUGCAGUGGGGAAGUCCAGUUUCCUCAUGAGACUCUGCAAGAAUGAAUUUCGAGGAAAUACAAGUGCCACCCUGGGAGUCGAUUUUCAGAUGAAAACUCUGAUUGUGGAUGGAGAACGCACAGUACUCCAGCUCUGGGACACGGCUGGUCAGGAGAGAUUCAGAAGUAUUGCCAAGUCUUACUUCAGAAGAGCCGAUGGUGUUCUGCUGCUGUAUGACGUUACAUGCGAGAAAAGCUUUCUCAAUGUACGAGAAUGGGUAGACAUGAUUGAGGAUGCGAUCCAGGAGAGUAUUCCUAUCAUGUUGGUGGGAAACAAGGCUGAUCUUCGUGCUGCUGCCACAGCAGAGGAACAAAAGUGUGUCCCAGGAUACUUGGGAGAAAAAUUGGCCAUGACCUAUGGGGCAUUAUUCUGUGAAACCAGCGCUAAAGAUGGCUCAAAUAUAGUGGAAGCUGUUCUCCAUCUUGCUCGGGAAGUGAAGAAAAGAACCGAUGAAGAUGACAGCAAAUCCAUUACCAAUCUGACUGGGACCAGUUCCAGAAAGUCAACCCAGAUAAAGAACUGUUGCAGUAGUUAAAUCCCAAACAUCCUUGGCCUGUCAAGUCUUCAGUCCCAGAGUACGGGGUGUCUGGUGACUCGUUUGCUUCUUGCAGAGUGGCACAUCCUCCAGACUCUGCCAUGUGGAAAGUUACAGUGUGAGAAUCUGAACUGUGCUUUUAGAUCCUUCUGGAGCCCUGGCUCUUUGCUAUGUCUCCACAAGUGAUUGGGGUCCUCGGUUAAAUGUACUUGUCUUGGCCUUGCAGUGUUUCAAAAGAUAAUAUGUAAAAAGGACUAAAAAAAUCACAUGCUCAGAUCAAAGCUGUAGAAGAAACUUCCUGACGUAGAUUCACGUGGUAGUAGCUGACUUUGUAGAUAAUCUACAACAUUUUUUUCAAGUAUUUGAUACUAGAAUACUAGUAAAAGGGGAUUAUUAUCCUAGCUUUGCUGUUAACUAGCCUGUAGUCUCAGACCUGUCAGCAGCCACAAUAGAUCUGUCUCCUUAUCUGCAAAACAGGCAGCUUGGCUCUGCAGGCCUGGCCUCUCAGACUCUGUGCACUGUGAGGAGUGGGAAGGACUCCAUGAUGGCCCACAGUUAAUGAGGACUCUGACUAGUUGUACUUUUUAAAUAUUGGGGUAUUGAGUUUUCUCAUUUCUGGAACAGAAUUUCAUUGAGGGAAAAUAUGGUAAUGUUUUAGGCUCCAGUGUAGACAGCAAAAUCUAUUUUUUUAUAUACAAAGGAAAAAAACAUUUAUGUGACAAAAAGUUGGACAAAAACAGUGAAGUCCAUGGUUUAAAUUCCAUGUUAAAAAUUCUAAUGAAAACAUUGGAGUCAACACCACAUACUAGUCAAAGUAUAAUGCCCAGGAAAGUUGUCACUCUUAACUUAAAAAUAUGUAACAGCAAGUCAUGGCCAUGGGCUGGGGAAAGGCAGGAGCUGGGAGUGAUUGCUAAUGGGGAUGUGGUUUCUUUGGGAGAUGAGAAUGUUCUGGAGUUAUACUGUGGCAAUGGUUGUAUGACUUUGCAAAUAUAUGAAAUAACAUUAAACUGUUAAAAGGGUGAAGUUUAUGGUAUGUGAAUUAUAUCUCAUUUAAAAACAACCACUUGGAAUGAUUUAACAUUUUGCCAAAUGAAAAUAUGCGUGCUUGUUUCAGAUCUUCCCAUCACUUACAAGCAUAAUCUCCAAUGCAGUGCAAAUCUCUGAACAACCUAGUUGUCGGCAUUCACUUCCUAAAAUAACAAACGGUAAAAGAAAUGAUGUAUGUUUUUGGAAACUGAUCUCUUCAAAAGAGGAAUUAUCCUUAGGAGUGGGAAGUCACAGCCCUUUGCUUAAUGUGACUAGUGACUCCUCCUCACCAACAGUGUGAGGUCCUUCCAGAACCUGCAGUAACUCCUAGAUUUCCCCACUAAAAUGUCUCUGACAGCAGAAAUGUCUCAACACCUGACCCGAGAAAGCCUGGUUUCUGGUUUUUGGUUCUCAGUGGCCUUGAAAGCAAUUAAGUUAUCCCCAACCAGAGAUGUGAACUUAACUUUGGUUCAUAUAGGUCCAGGUUCCAAGUAGUCUGCUGAUAAAAACUUAAAUAAUAACUGUUAUUUAUUGUGUUAUAUAAGCUAAUAAUAUUCUUUUGUGUUGAAUUAAAACAAUUCCGAUGCUCAGUUUUCCUCCUGUUUAUGAUUUUUAUGAUCAAAUCUUAAAUUCCCUAGCUUUAUUUUUUUUUAAAUGAAAACUGACCAGAUAUGUUACACAUACAGAUUAUAAAUAGUCACGACAUCCUUGAGUUUGUAAAAGCAUGCCCUCUCUUCAUUGACAUCUAGUUUUUUUACUGGGAAGUUUGAUCUAUCCCUAGCAACUCUACCAUGCAUUUCCAUCUGCUGGCUUUGGUCACAGAAAAAGAAUUUUACAUUUUUGAUGGGAAAGAAUGCCUCGCUUGUGGAGUCUUGUCAAACUGAACAGGGAAGGAGGUGGUUACUUUGGUGCCAUGGUGAGAUACACAUUUUGCCACUACUGGUUGCCUCCGGGGCACCUUUGGAACCCAGGUUAGAAAGGAUCUAUGGGUUGGCAUAUGGGACACAUGUUUCCGGUAUUUGGUGUAGUUGCAAACAACUGUGUUAGUAUACAUGUUACUGUGUUGCCUUUAUUUAUUUUCCCCCAAAGUGCCUCUCUGUAUUUGUCUGACAGUUUGUACAUAGAACAUAUCUUUGAUACAGAAGUAUUAUCUUGGCUUUUGCCUCUGGCUUGUAUGGCUAGUACCCCCAAAUUGAUUCUGAGAUUGCACAGGCACCUUUGGUAGACAAUGCAGUCGUCUUUGUUCGAACCUGAAUAAAUAUUUUGGCAACAGAAUCCAAAUCAGAGACUUACAGCUCUGGUAAGCAAUCUUAUUUGAAGAAAAGCUACUUUAAAAGCUCUUUCAGCUGCAUUGGUGGGAAAUCAUAAUUAUCAGCAACAUUUAAUUUCAGGAAGGUGUUCUCAAGGUAUAUUUUUUAUGAGAAGAAAAUAUUUAAUGUUUUUAACCUAGACUUAAUGUGACACAUUCGCAUAGUCCUAUGCAACUAACUCAUCUUGACUCAAUUUUUCCUUCGAGAGCUUUUAAGAUCAUGAUUAUACAAUGCUCCUUUUUUUAUGCAUCCUGACACAUUGGAUAAUAUUUUAAUUUUAUCAUGGAAAAUAAUGUUGGAUAAGGAGACACUUUUCUCUGUUAACUUUUAGCUUCAUUCAUUUUCAUAAUUUAUUUUUUCCACUUGCUGCUUUAUAUGACAUAUGUGACAUUUGAUUAUUUAAUACCAAAUGUGAUUUGCAUAAACCCAAGUCACACAACUCUCUUGCUGAAGAUAAAAUUGAGGUUAAAAGAUAAAGAUUUAUUUUCAUAUUUGUAUAGUGAUCAGCUUCAGAGUGAAGGCUUUUGUGGGCUUUUAUUGUAUAUGUGUGUAAGAAAUUUCAUAUGUAUAUAUUAAGUAGGCCUCUGAGUAUUGAAUAAUUGUUUCAUGAUUUUGAUUUAUUUGGUUUACAUUUUCAUUGUAUCGGCCAUAUUUCAUUUAUACUGUUUAUUUCUCUUCAAACCAUUAAUAAUUAUACCAUAAAGUGUAAUUUUUAUAGCAAUGCAAAUGUCUAAGGAACUACAAAUAUUUCCUGCAUUGUAAAUUUAAUAAAGCAUGCUUCCUUUGGCCUUU
Molecule: messenger RNA, 5479 nt
Organism: Nyctereutes procyonoides (raccoon dog)
Lineage: Eukaryota; Metazoa; Chordata; Mammalia; Carnivora; Canidae
Gene: RASEF
Product: RAS and EF-hand domain containing
Exons: 17
Coding region: 111-2351 (746 amino acids)
Molecular function (GO): GTP binding; GTPase activity; calcium ion binding
Source: RefSeq, a predicted model, not a curated record